UCAAAAGCAUUGUUUUCUGAAAAUAUCAGGGAAAUUCCUAGAAGUAUUUUUAGAAUUGGCAAACAGUAGUCAAAACAAUGAACAGCUGCAUCCUGUGAUAUAUUAUAUAACAUCACAUGAUCCGGCCUCGCAGUUGAUCGUGAAGGUGCAUAUUAACUUUGAAGGACUGCUUACCAUGUAUCAGCAAGUAAGAGCCAAUGUUCGCCAACAUACAUAUUCCGAAUGUAGCAACGAUGGAAAAUACAGUGAUGAUGAUUCUACAUCUGAAGAUAAACAGGUACUGCUGCAUUUCCUGAAGAACAAUGGAUCUAGAUAUGCAGAUAAAUUAGCAAAAACUUUUAACAGUACAGAAAAUAAUAUUAAUCAAUGUCAUCCAGGAGAAAUAAACUUCAAUACUCUUAUUAAUGAAGGUUCUUGUUGCAUUGAAGAUGUGAUUGAACAUACUGAAAUUCCAUCUGGAUCAUCUCUACAUGGUUCUGAUGUAGGAACUGAUCUUCAUCCGGAAGAAAUUUAUGGUGAGAUUGCUACGGAAGACAUGAAUAAUAAUGACCAGAUGCGUCAUAGCUUACAAACAUCGGAUUUGUCAAAUAUAGAGGGUCGACAAGAAGUACUGACUGCCGACUAUUUCACAACUAAAGUAGACUGUUUUAACUGUGGUAAUGUGUCAACAUUAACCGAUGGAAAUUUGCUAGCUAAGGGCAGUCAUGUUAAGUUUGGCAGGUACUCCCACAGCACUAAGACGAACGAUUUUUUAAAGAGACGUUUAAAAGGCAAGUUCGGCUUUCCGUACUUUCAUCAUGCAAUUGUUACCGAUAUUUUUUCCAAGGAAUCACAUAAGAUAAGCAUCUGUGUAGUUAACCUUACAACUAAGACAGAUACUGGCACUGUGAAAAUAGAGGUUAUUGAAGAAUGUAUGAACAUUAAUCUCGAGGAAGAAUAUUUGUUCUUAGUUGAGUACAAAUACUUAUCGUUUACUGCUCACGAGAUUAUAACACGUGCGAGAAGUUUAAGAGGAAGUAGAUCGUAUAACCUGUUUACCAAUAAUUGUGAGCAUGUAGCGAUAUGGUGUGUCACGAACAUAAAAGCAAGUUUUUAGUCUGAUAACUCAGGUGAUCUUAUUCAAAGCUGUUUGACCUGGUUUGCUGCAAUGCUGGCUAAGAUUUUUCAUUUACGUUCAGUUUCAAAUGAUAUAGUCUCUGCCACUAAAUUGUUAUUCUUGCGGGUAGCUAACUGUUCCAAGGUAACUGCAGGCACUCUUGGAGCAGUAAUUUGUUGCCCAAUAUUGUGUGCUAUUGUCGAGUGUAUUCUGCUGAUACGAAGAUUUAAACAACUGAAAGAUCAGUUAAAAAGGCGCCUGAUCUGUUUAUCCUGCUUCAGUAAAAAAAGAAUAAAGAUUCUAGCUAAGUUAGUCGUAGGAUUUACAGUGUCUAUUGCUUUAAUUAUGCCAACAUUAAAAUACGCUAUUCCUGUUAUUGGAAUAGGAAUAAUCGCACUUGUUGUGAUACCGUGGGCUUGCGAAAAACUUAUUACAAAGAUAAAAGCUAAGAUAAACCCAACUUCAGUUAUUCCUAAAAUGAUUGUGCAUUCAAUGAGUGACAUACAGCCUGGUGAUAUCUUGACUGUAUAUAAAGGCAUAACUGACCAUGACGUUGUCGUUGAAAAGGUAAAGCUGCUGAAUAGACAAGAAGGAUUGAAUGUAGAAAGCAUCGGUAUCGUUCAUUAUGCAUUCUGUGGUUUGCUCGGUACGCGAACAGUUCGAAGUGAAACAGUCCACAUCAACCUCAAUAAAGAGCAUUUAUUCGUCUAUGAUUUCCCUGAAGAAAAGACGUUUUCUUCUGAUACCGUAGCAGUUAGAGCGAUUAAGAAGAUUGGAGAACAGAAAUAUUUAAUGUGUUUAAUCGCAGAUCAAGUCAUUUGGCGUGGGAUUGUAAGGUUUUACCGAACGUCAAUGCCUGCCACAUAAGACGCCCAGUGAAGACAAUAAAAGACGUUCACAAAGGAGAUGUUAUAGAAUUCAAAUAUUGCGCGCUUCCCCACGUUGCAAUAGCUGUAGAGCCAAAAGACUAUAUACCAGCUGAUAUCAUUGAAUUAUCAUAUAUACAUGUUGCUGGGAAUGGAGAGAUCAAGAGGACGACAGAAAUAUUUGAUCUUGAGAUGAGUCCCAUCUUCUUUCACAUUUACAAAUUGAGUGAAAUAGAAGAUAACAACAAGGUUGUCGCAAAUGCUCAGCGGGUAAUUGGACGACGGCUUGACACAAACUAUAAUUUUUACAAAUCUUCUCAUUUUGUUUUAGCCUGCAAGUUGAAAUCUAAGGAGAAAUCUAAGGAUUAAGACUGCUUUUUUGAAAGUUAUUUAGUUGAUUAAAAGUUUUAGUUAGAAAUCAAGGAUUAACAGCAUUUAAAAUAAAGAUGAAUAGAGGAAACAGACUGCAUAAUCCUCAGUGAGAUGUGGUAUAUCUUAGAAAAUUGGAAAGAACUCUGCCCUGGAGCUGUUGAACAUAUUACAUGUAGAUUAUCAUUGUUCUAUACUCUUUCCGAAGUACAUUUGUUUUUCUAGAAGAAAAAACGCGUUUAAUUUUUCAUCAAGUUACAUAAUUUUGUACAAAUGAAAAUAUUGACAGAUAACAUUAAUAUAUGAUUAAAUAGGGAAAAUUUCUAUAUAUAAAUAAACUCAUCAUAGAUACUAGGAUUAAAUUUUGUAUGUUUUUAAUAUAUAUUAAUGCAUUUAUGGCAACAAUACGAUUUAUUUCGUAUAUAUGCGAUAUUUAUUUGGGUAUAAGAUACUACAAUUUUCUUUGUUUAUUAUAGGUCUGUUAUUUGAAAAAUUUUACUACGUGUUUUAAU
Molecule: messenger RNA, 2843 nt
Organism: Mytilus trossulus (common blue mussel)
Lineage: Eukaryota; Metazoa; Mollusca; Bivalvia; Mytilida; Mytilidae
Exons: 3
Coding region: 176-1096 (306 amino acids)
Source: RefSeq, a predicted model, not a curated record